Rhipicephalus microplus (southern cattle tick) is the source of this 890-nucleotide messenger RNA. RefSeq lists its product as uncharacterized. Lineage: Eukaryota; Metazoa; Arthropoda; Arachnida; Ixodida; Ixodidae. The record is from RefSeq and is a predicted model, not a curated record.
AUUCAGCUAUUUCUUUUUACAUCGUGUAGUUGCAGAGAAGAUAUGAAAUUAAGAAAACCGCUUUACGCACUUCUCCUCACCAUAUACAUUAGGAUCGUGGAAUGUAAGCCAACACUAGCCAACAAGAUCUACAACAUAAGAAAGUUUUUGCAGACACGCCAUGCCAUAUGGACAUACGCUACCACAUCAGGCAGCCAAUGUUUGUGUCAAGCGGACGUGACGUACUAUAUCGAUGAAAGAGAAAUUUUUUACUCGCAUUACUUCCUCAGCCAAGGACAAACCAAGAAACGCGCAAGCAUGAAGGGAAGGUUUGUUAAGAAGAACGUCGUAUAUGUGCGUUCACAUGGAUCUCAAAACGUAGUAAAACACAAGAUUGUGUACUUUGACAAACAAGUGAAUUGUGCUGUGGUAAAAGUGGCAUCGAUGAUUUCCCCUGGAGGCCAUAUUGAGAAGAUAGACCUGAGGGUUUGGAACACAUCUAAUAUAGCCUCCUCGGCGCAGCCUUGCCUUCCAGUGUUCCAAAGAUGGUCAAGUACACCAGCGCAUAUCGUUUACAAAAGCAUGUGCCAGAAAGAACUUGCAAAAGAACAAUCAUCGCAGGACCAGGAUGUCGAAGGAAGAAUUAACCCACGCGACUUUGUGUGUCGUAACUACGGGUAAUUUUGUAAAUGCAAGUGGAAACCAUGUCGUGUUAGCCAUCAGACUGUAAAAGGCAUGUAUGCAAAUACAACAUGUAAUGUUGCGUUUUGAAAUUAUGCUUGCAUCUAGACGUUACCUAGUGCUAAUGCUGCAAGAAAUAUUUUUAUUAUUUUUCUUCGUGUCGGCCCUCUAUGCUCCACUGGAGAAGCACGCAGCAGCAUUAGCAUACAAUAAAAUACGGGUCUGGUAAU